Messenger RNA from Salvelinus fontinalis (brook trout), 9598 nucleotides. RefSeq names its product DALR anticodon-binding domain-containing protein 3-like. The transcript has 13 exons. NCBI's taxonomy places the organism in Eukaryota, Metazoa, Chordata, Actinopteri, Salmoniformes, Salmonidae. Gene Ontology annotation, biological process: arginyl-tRNA aminoacylation; tRNA C3-cytosine methylation. The record is from RefSeq and is a predicted model, not a curated record. Gene Ontology annotation, molecular function: arginine-tRNA ligase activity; tRNA binding; ATP binding. The coding region runs from base 239 to 1861 and encodes 540 amino acids.
GCCCUAAACUCGCGCUUUUGCCGUACUUCACAAAUAAACGGGAUUCGGGAAACAACAUUUGCACUCUACAGUUCCGCAUUGUGAUUAUUAUGCAGUCAUUUACAGCCAAUGCGACAUCGAUAGACUAACUGGAUCAAGUGAACGCAUGUUUUUAUUUGAAAAACUAGCUGUCAUAAAGCAGAAAUUACUACGAUACCGUAUUGCUCAGCUGAAGUGAUGACCAGGUAGUGAGUUAGUGAUGGAGAACAUUGAGGAGACGCCAUUUCGGAUCACCCAUACCGUCCAAGCUCUGGGCUCCACACUACGGGGAGAGUCUGAAAAUGUUUCUGAUGCAAAUGGUCUGGGUAGCGGGGACAGAAUCUCGAGUGAGCCGGAGAAGCUUUGGUUCAAAGAAAGCAGCGCUAAGAAUCUCCGAAACAGGGACUUCUUGUCACCCUCCACGGUGCUGAAUACGCUUUAUGCAGACGGACAGGUUCUCCCAGCAGUGAUGGUUAGAGUGCAGUCCCUGAGAGGGACAGGGGUUCUUCCUGUGGCUGGGGGGGAACUCAUGGGAGAGGGGCUGAGGGUGCGGGUCGACCGGACUGCUGUGUUUCAGAAGGUCCUGAGUGACGCGUCGGUAUACCUAAAGCCUCCUUGCCAGAGACAGAGGUGUGUGAUGCUCAACUGCCCCGCCCGGCACCCCAAACCAAAUUUACCCUCCCCUGACACGUUCACGCUGGGGCAACUACGCACUGUGCUGCUGACUGACCACUUAGGGGCGCUACUGAGGAGACGGUGCCCAUCAGCUGGACCAAUGACGAGAGGGAGGAGAACAUUUUGGAGGCUUUACAGAAUUCCCCUUACAGAGAAAGAGAGGAGACAGAUGGAGGAAGACGAGAGAGUGAAGGAAAGAAUAUGGAUGGAGAUAGAGGAGAUGCUCAGGGUGAACUUGAAGAGGGUGUUUCAGGAGGAGCAGCUGCCAGGGUAUGACCUCAGCCUGGGCACCUGUACAGGUGGACUCCAAUCAAGUUGUAGAAACAUCUCAAGGAUGAUCAAUGGAAACAGGAUGCACCUGAGCUCAAUGUUGAGUCUCAUAGCAAAGGGUCUGAACGUAAUAAGUGCAAAGGGACAGUGUGUCUCAUCUGGCCCAACUGGACAGGGCUACUGCUACUGCACUAGGCAUCUUGUUUGUGGACCAAUGAAGACACCUGGAACUCACCUCAGUGCUGCCCAGUACCUUCAACUGAGAAGAGUGCAGAUGGAGGCCUCAGAGAUUAAGUAUGGAGAACAAGUCGAAGACCAAACUUGGGAUGACAUCAUCAAGGUCAUGACCUCAGCCACAGUGAGGUUUGAGCUGCUCUCAACAGUCCAUACGAGCCCGGUCACUCUGGAUGUGCAGAGGGAAGGCAGUGUGUCCACCAAGGGCCUCAGAGGCGGAGUCUUCGUCAUGUACAACUGUGCUCGGCUGCACACCCUAUUUGACAGCUACGAGCGAGGUGUGGGGAAAGGACUUUACCCUGAAAUCCCAGAGGGCUCCCAGUUGGACUUCUCAGCUCUAAAAGAAGAGGGGGAGUGGCUUCUUCUGUUCGAUUACCUCAUUCCAUUCUCGGAGCUUCUCGACCAAACAGGACAGACGUUGGGGUGUGAUGGAGGGGCCAGAGUCAACCUGAAGACUGAACAGAUCUGCAAGUUCCUGGUGUCCCUCAGUAAGGAUUUUAGCUCCUAUUACAACAGAGUCCACGUCCUUGGGGAGCCGUUGCCUCACCUCUUCAAUCAGAUGUUUUGUCGGCUGCAGUUGUUGAGAGCACUAAGAGAGCUCUACCAUAGCGCACUAGACACUCUUCACCUUCCUCCCAUUCCACAACGAAAGCCAGAAUUAUAGCCCCAAGAACUGACCCAAAUUCCCCAACUAUAGCCCCAUGAACUGCCCAAAUAUAAGGCCCAUUAACAGACAAAAAUAUCACUAGCCUAUCCCAUAGAUGAAAUUGACAUAGAAAUGCCACUUUUACUGCCCAAAGGUAAUACUGUAGUUAGCAAUAGGCUUUUAUUUUCUCCAAAUUGAAGAUCUGUUACGCCCCCAUAUACUUACACCCUAUAUUACACCCACUCUAUUUAUUGCUGAUAAAAGAAGGUGUAUAAAUGAUUCACUCUACAGUGAAGUAUUUGUCUCCCCAGUCUUAUCACCAGUAUCUCUGAUGUACCACAGGUACAGCCUCUACCAUAGACACUCACUGCCUUUGAACCAAUGAUCAUCUUCAGUCUUCCCUUAUACAAUACCAUAGAUGAUUUUCCACUAACAAACACUGCCCCAGAGCCAUUGGUAUUUACACAGACUCUGCAUGUACACUGUAAGCACUGCCCCCGCCCUCAUCACUAGAUAUUGCUCCUGGCCAUGAGCCAUUUACGCUCCCCUACCUUCCCCCCUCCUUCUACUUGAACUGACUGUCUCAGUAUGAUGUGUGUGUGUGUGUGUGUGUGUGUGGGUGUGUAUCUCACACACACACAUACAGUGCAUUUGGAUUUUUCAGACCCCUUGACUUUUUCCACAUUUUGUUACGUUACAACCUUAUUCUAAAAUUGAUUACAUUUUUUUUUUUUUUUUCAUCAAUCGACACACAAUAUCCCAUAAUGAAAAAGCAAAAACAGGUUUUUAGAGUGUUUGGCAAAUGUAUUUAAAAAAAUAUAUGAAAAUAGGACAUUUACAUAAGUGUUCAGACCCUUUACUUAGUGUUUUGUUGAAGCACCUUUAACAGUGAUUACAGGCUCAAAUCAAAUCAAAAAUCUAACUUUAUUUGCCACAUGCGCUGAAUACAACAAGUGUAGACUUUACCAUGAAAUGCUUACUUACAAGCCCUUAACCAACAGUGCAGUUCAAGAAGAAGAAAAUAUUUACCAAGUAGGCUAAAAUUUAAAGUAAUAAUAAAAAGUAACACAAUAACGAUAACGAGGCUAUUUACAGGGAGCGCCGGGGCCCGAGUCGGGGUACAGGCUAGUUGAGGUAAUCAGUACAUGUAGGUGGGGGCGAAGUGCAUAGGUAACAGGUGUUACAAAUACACCAUGACAGCGCAAUACACAAGGGGUGGAACAGUGGCAAAGGUACCCCCAGGACAAACAGAAUAAUAUUAGUCUGAGGAGAGAUUAAAUAGCAUUAAUACAACAAAAAUAAUUCUAAACACACCUUUAGUUUACAAAGUUAAACAGAUGUAUUUUUUCUUCUUAAUAAGCAGGAGUAAUAUUCUUAGAUCAGAAUGACAGCAGACUGUACUUCUUUCCAUGUCACUAAAGACUUAACAGAAACAAAAUACAAAUUUAACUAGAAUGGCUUAUCUUUUCUCCCCCAACCCACCAAGAGGUAACAUGUAGAUAUACACAUUUACUUUCAAAGCAUACACACGAAACACACCCUAACAAACAAACAGUGAGUAGCAGCAGGGGGGGGGUGGUGUCAAUGUAAAUUGUCCAGUGGCGAUUUUUAUGAAUUGUUUAGCAGUCUAAUGGCUUGGGGGUAGAAGCUGUUAAGGAGCCUUUUGGUCCUAGACUUUGCGCUCCGGUACCGCUUGCCGUGCGGAAGCAGAGAAAACAGUCUAUAAUUUGGGUGACUGGAGUCUCUGACAAUUUAUCGGCUUUCCUCUGACACGCCUAUUUAUAUAGGUCCUGGAUGGCAGGAAGCUUGGCCCCAGUGAUGUACUGGGCCGUUCGCACUACCCUCUGUAGCGCCUUACGGUCAGAUGCUGAGCAGUUACCAUACCAGGCGGUGAUGCAACCGGUCAGGAUGCUCUCGAUGGUGCAGCUGUAGAACCUUUUGAGGAUCUGGCGGCCCAUGCCAAAUCUUUUCAGUCUCCUGAGGGGGGGGAAAGGUUUUGCCGUGCCCUCUUCACGACUGUCUUGGGAUGUUUGGACCAUGAUAGUUCGUUGAUGAUGUGGACACCAAUGAACUUAACUCUCGACUCUCUCCACUACAGCCCCGUCGAUGUUAAUGGCGGCCUGUUCGGCCCUCCUUUUCCUGUAGUCCACGAUCAGCUCCUUUGUCUUGCUCACAUUGAGAGAGAGGUUGUUGUCCUGGCACCACCUGCCAGUUCUGACCACCUCCCUAUAGGCCGUCUCAUCGCUGUCGGUGAUCAGGCCUACACUGUUGUCGUCAGCAAACUUAAUGAUGGUGUUGGAGUCGUGUUUGGCCACACGGUCUUGGGUGAACAGGAAAUACAGGAGGGGACUAAGUACACACCCCUUAGGGGCCCCAGUGUUAAGGAUCAGCGUGGCAGACGUAUUGUUGCCUACUCUUACCACCUGGGGGCGGCCCGUCAGAAAGUCCAGGAUCCAGUUGCAGAGGGAGGUGUUUAGUCCCAGAGGCCUUAGCUUAGUGAUGAGCUUUGUGGGCACUAUGGUGUUGAGCGCUGAGCUGUAGUCGAUGAACAGCAUUCUCACAUAGGUGUUCCUUUUGUCCAGGUGAGAAGGUGCAGUGUGGAGUGCGAUUGAGGUUGCGUCACCUGUGGAUCUGUUGGGGUGGUAUGCGAAUUGGAGUGGGUGGAGAGUAUCCGGGAUGAUGCUGUUGAUGUGAGCCAUGACCAGCCUUUCAAAGCACUUCAUGGCUACCGAUGUGAGUGCCACGGGGCGGUUAUCAUUUAGGCAGGUUACCUUCGCUCCCUUGGGCACAGGGACUAUGGUGGUCUGCUUGAAACAUGUAGCUAUUACAGACUCUGUCAGGGAGAGGUUGAAAAUAUCAGUGAAGACACCUGACAGUUGGUCCGCGCAUGCUUUGAGUACACGUCCUGGUAAUCCGUCUGGCCCAGCGGCUUUGUGAAUGUUGACCUGUUUUAAAGGUUUUGUUCACUUCGGCUACCGAGAGCGUUAUCACACAGUCAUUCAGAACAGCUGGUGUUCUCGUGCAUGCUUCAGUGUUGCUUGCCUCGACGCGAGCAUAAAAUGCAUUUAGCUCGUCUGGUAGGCUCACGUCACUGGGAAGCUCGCGUCUGGGUUUCCCUUUGUAGUCCGUAAAAGUUUUCAAGCCCUGCCACAUCCAACGAGCGUCGGAGCUGGUGUAGUAGGAUUCAAUCUUAAUCCUGUAUUGACACUUUGCUUAUUUGAUGGUUCGUCUAAGGGCAUAGCGGGAUUUCUUAGAAGCGUCCGGAUUUGUCUCCCGCUCCUUAAAAGUGGCAGCUCUAGCCUUUAGCUCAAUCCGGAUGUUGCCUGUAAUCCAUGGCUUCUGGUUGGGAUAUGUACGUACAGUCACUGUAGGGACGACGUCGUUGAUGCACUUAUUGAUGAAGCCAAUGACUGAGGUGGUGUAUUCCUCAAUUCCAUUGGCUGAAUCCCGGAACAUAUUCCAGUCUGCUAGCAAAACAGUCCUGUAGUGUAUCAUCCGUGUCAUCUAACCAGUUCCGUAUUGAGUGAGUCACUGGUACCAAUUUGUAAGUCGCUCUGGUUAAGAGCGUCUGCUAAAUGACUUAAAUGUAUUGUAAAUGGUACUUCCUGCUUUAGUUUUUGCUGGUAAGCAGGAAUCAGGAGGAUGGAAUUGUGGUCAGAUUUGACAAAUGGAAGGUGGGGGAGAGCUUUGAAUGCAUCUCUGUGUGGAGUAAAGGUGGUCUUGGAUUUUUCUUUUUCUGGUUGCGCAUGUGACAUGCUUGUAAAAAUUUGGUUAAACUGAUUUAAGUUUGCCUGCAUUAAAGUCCCUGGCCACUAGGAGCGCCGCUUCUGGAUGAGCAUUUUCUUCUUUGAUUAUGGCCUUAUAGAGUUGGUUGAGAGCAGUCUUAGUGCCAGCUUCGCUUUGUGAUGGUAAAUAGACAGCUACGAAUAAUACAGAUGAGAACUCUCUUGGUAGAUAAUGUGGUCAACAAUUUAUCAUAAGGUGCUUUACCUCAGGCUAGCAUUACCUCGAGACUUCUUUAAUAUUAGACAUCCCGCACCAGCUGUUACUGACAAAAAGACACACACCCCCACCCCUCGUCUUACCAGAGGUAGCGUCUCUGUUCUGCCGGUGCAUGGAAAAUCCCACCAGCUCUAUAUUGUCUGUUUCUUCGUUCAGCCACUUCUCAGUGAAACAUAGGAUGUUACCGUUUUUAAUGUCCCAUUGGUAGGAUAAUCUUAAUAAUAGGUCAUUAAUUUUAUUUUCUAACGAUUGCACGUUAGUAAGGAUAAUGGAAGGCAUUGGGAGUUUACUCGCUCGCCUCUGGCUUCUCAGAAGGAUCCCCGAUCUGCGUCCCCUUUUCCGGCGUAUUUUCUUCACGCAAAAGGCGUGGAUCUGGGCCUGUUUCAGUGAGAGCAGGAUAUCCCUCUCGUCAGACUUGAUGAAGGAAAAAGUUUCAUCCAGUACGUGGUGAGUAAUCACUUUUCUGAUGUCCAGAAAUUAUUUUCGGUCAUAAGAGGCGGUAGCAGCAACAUUAUGUACACAAUAAGUUAAAAAAUAAGUUAUGCAAAAAAAAAAAAAAAAUUGCACAACUGGUUGAGAAAAUGUAAAACAUCAGCCAUGUUCUUCGGCGCCGUCUUUAAUCCGUUUUUAAGUCAUCUUAAGUAUGACGCUGCAAGCUUGACACACCUUUAUUUGGGGAGUUUCUCCCAUUUCUUCUCUGCAGAUCCUCUCAAGCUCUGUCAGAUUGGAUGGGGAGCGUCGCUGCACAGCUAUUUUCAGGUCUUUCCAGAGAUGUUCGAUCGGGUUCGAGUCCGGGCUCUGGCUGGGCCACUCAAGGACAUUCAGUCUUGUCCCGAAGCCAUUCCUGCGUUGCCUUGCCUAUUUGCUUAGGGUCGUUGUCCUGUUGGAGGGUGAACCUUCACCCCAGUCUGAGGUCCUGAGCACUCUGGAGCAGGUUUUCAUCAAGGAUCUCCGUACUUUGCUCUGUCAAUCUUUCCUUCGAUCCUGGCUAGUCUCCCAGUCCCUGCCGCUGAAUAACAUCCCCACAUGAUGCUGCCACAAUGCUUCACCGUAGGGAUGGUGCCAGGUUUCCUCCGGAAGUGACACUUAGCGUUCAGGCCAAAGAGUUCAAUCUUGGUUUCAUCAGACCAGAGAAUUUAGUUUCUCAUAGCUUUACUCUUUUCUUUUAGGUGCCUUUUGGCAAACUCCAAGCAGACUAACGUGCCUUUUACUGAGGAGUGGCUUCCGUCUGGCCACUCUACCAUAAAGGCCUGAUUGGUGGAGUGCUGCGGAGAUGAUGAUUGUUUUUCUGGAAGGUUCUCCCAUCUACACAGAGGAACUCUGGAGCUCUGUCAGUGACCAUUGGGUUCUUGGUCCCUGACCAAGGCCAUUAAGGCCCUUCUCCCCCGAUUGCUCAGUUUGGCCUUGCGGCCAGCUCUAGAAAGAGUCUUGGUGGUUCCAAACUUCUUCCAUUUAAGAAUGAUUGAGAACACUGUGUUCUUGGGGACCUUCAAUGCAGCAUUUUUUGGUAUUUCAGUUUUUUAUUGUUAAUAAAUUUGCAAACAUUUCUACAAACCUGUUUUUGCUUUGUCAUUAUGGGGUGUGUGUGUGUCUGAAUACUUCCCGACUGCGUUGUAUAUGUGCCAUGGACUAACCCUCCACCACCACCACUGCAGUACUUCUCCUGUGCCAUAGUACAUACUAUACUGCACUGCGCCAGACCCCACUUCUCCAUUGUCGCUCUGUGCCAUAUCUUGGACAUUUAUUAUCGUGUACGUUUUGUGUGUUCGUGGUGUACGUGAAUCUUGGGUCAGACUAUUUUUCGCUCUCUCUAACUCUCAUCCACAAAGUUUUUGUCAACAGUGCAUCAGAUCAAUAUAUUUUUCACCUUCACUGAUUUGAUCAAUAAAUGAGUGUUAACCUCGGUGACCCUGCUGCUGUGUGUGAAGAUUUGUAGGUGUCAUAUUGCAGCACUGUGUUCCACUAUUUGUCAUUUUACGCUAGAAUCCUUAAUUGAACCAAUAACAAAGCGGUCACCCUGACUUUGAUUUGGUAAAAGCUGAAGGAUGUGCCUGAAGAAGAUUAACCACCCUCAAAUUCAUAGACAGAGCUAUGGAUGCAUGGACUGGCCAUCCAUGAUAUCACAAUUAUAGUUUUAACCAUGUUUUGAGGCUAUACAGUGUUUGUUUACACUGAACAAAAAUAUAAAUGCAACAUGUAAAGUGUUAGUCCCAUGUUUCAUGAACUGAAAUAAAAAAUCUCAGAAAUGUUCCAUAUGCACAAAAUGCUUAUUUCUCUCAAACGUGCACAAAUUUGUUUACAUCCCUGUUAGUGAACAUUUCUCCUUUGCCAAGAUAAUCCAUCCACCUGCCAGGUGUGACAUCUCAAGAAGCUGAUUAAACAUGAUCAUUACACAAGUACACCUUGUGCUGGGGACAUUAAAAGGUCACUUGUAAAAUGAGCAGUUUUGUCACACAACACAAUGCCACAGAUGUCUCAUGUUGAGGGAGUGUGCAAUUGGCAUGCGGCUGCAGGAAUGUCCACCAGAGCUGUUGCCAGAGGUCCGGCUUCACAACCGCAGAUCACGUGUAACCACGCCAGCUCAGGACCACCACAUCCGGCUUCUUCACCUGCGGAAUCAUCCGAGGGGGAGGGGUGUUGAGUAUGUCUGUCUUUAAUAAAGCCCUUUAGUGGAGGAAAACUCAUUCUGAUUGGGUGGCCCUGUGCCCUCCAAUGCCCACCCAUGGCUGCACCCCUGCCCAGUCAUGUAAAAUCCAUAGAUUUGGGCCUAAAUUAUUUAUUUCAAUUGACUGAUUUCCUUAUAUGAACUGUAACUAAGUAAAAUCUUAGAAAAUGUUGCAUUUAUAUUUUUGUUCAGUAUAUAUUGUUUACAAACAUUGGAGUAAAACAAGCUUAUAUUUUGGGUUUUGAUGCGGUACGACAGUUGAACUAAACUCAUGAGGCGUAUGUUAUAUUCUUCAAGAAUCAAUUGGUAUAUAUAAUUCAUUUAUAAGUCCAAAAAUGUAUUUAGCAGCUAAGUAUUCCAGCUUUAAGUGUGACAAGUUACAGGGAAAAAUCAAUAGAUGGUUGGAUAAUGCCUGGGGAUUACGGAAAUAAUUGGUUAUGAGAAUAAUUCAUUUGUAGGCAAUAUCAGAUAAUUUACCCAAUCAUAGCGCUAAUAAAAGAAAGGUACAUGGAUGCUCAAGUUCACCCUAGGCAAUUAAAAUGGGUGACGGGGCCACCUAAUUAGAUUCUUCCCCACGUUGGCGACUAUUGAGAAUAAUUGGGGGAUGUAAGAGCUCUCUCCUCAUUAGCUGGUCCUGCCACACCAAGCUCUAUGCUCUCUGUAUGAAAGAUGUAGUGAUUAUUUUCCCCUCCCCCCCUGGUUUCCUUUUGACCCCCCCCCCCCAUAAUGAGAUGGAACAGCUGGCGUUGGAGCUCUCCACAGGCUUCAGCUGUCUGGCCUCCCAACACCACCACCACCAUGGGUCAACAUAUUCCAGAGCUACAGGAGGACAGGCUCAUUGUAAUUGCUGGAAUGGAGUGGAGUCAAACAUAUGGUUUUAUACCAUUCCAGACAUUACAAUGAGCCUGCCCUCCUAUAGGUCCUCCUACCAGCCUCCACUGAACUAUUCAUUAUGACACACUGUAGUAAAAUGCUUUGCAAUGUAAAAUGAAUUUGAGCCUUUCUGAUUAGACAUAUUUUGGUAGUCACUCCCUGUUUAAUUCUGUUUCCUUCUGUUUAGUGCCUAAUAAAUACACCUCAUAUCUCUA